Messenger RNA from Penicillium samsonianum, 528 nucleotides. RefSeq lists its product as uncharacterized. Bases 1 to 528 code for a protein of 175 amino acids. The record is from RefSeq and is a predicted model, not a curated record. The transcript has a single exon. Lineage: Eukaryota; Fungi; Ascomycota; Eurotiomycetes; Eurotiales; Aspergillaceae.
AUGACAUACCUCAAAACCCUUCUCCUGGCUACAACGCUAUCUAUCGCUUCAAGGGCCGCCGACACCAGCUGCCCUGUAGGCUGGCUCCCAAACACCUUCCACACCACAAAAUGCUGCUCCGGCGGCAUGGUCAUCGACGAACAAGGCGCAUACUGUUGCGUCAACGACAUGAGGGCUUACAAAGAAAUGCUCACCAACACAGCACUGCUAUACGCUACCGAAACGACGACGGAGGAGACUAACUGGUCCACGGUGGACAACUCUUGCGUCGCGACGGUCCGGUUCACAGCCACCGACUACUCGGCCCAGGUCUCGUCGGCAUCGAGCAAAGCUGAGGCUACUCCCACUGAUUCAACGAGCAAGGUCACCUCCACCAGUACUACGACUUCUGGGACUAGCUCUGGUACCAGCUCGCAAACUUCGAGUUCGACUCCUACUCCCACUUCGAACGCGGCUAUGUCGCUUGCUACAGCUCAGGAGUUUGUGCUUGGUGGUGCGGCAUUUGUUGCUGCUCUUUUCAUGUUGUGA